AUGUCCACCAAGCCCCUCGAGCGAGUCACCGUCAUCGGUGCCUCAGGCCGCAUCGGCGGCGCCUUCGCCAAAGCGCUCGUCGCAACCGGCAAGCACACCGUAACGGCCCUAACCCGGGCCGGCAGCGCCAGCAAGCUCCCAGCGGGCGUCAAGGCCGUGGAAGUCGACUACGACGACGAAGCGGCGCUGGUGGCGGCGUUGCAGGGACAGCAGUUCCUAGCCAUCACUUUGGGGGUCGCCGCGCCGGAGGACCUGCACGGCAAGAUCGUCACGGCGGCGGGCAAGGCGGGCGUGCCCUACGUGAUGCCCAACGUCUACGGCUACCCGCAGCCGGCGGCGCCGCGGCCCCACGACAUGUACUCCGGGUUCGCGAUCGAGCGCGUGCGGCAGGUGGUGGACACGGGCGUGUCCAGCCCCGUGACCAUGUCGUCCGGGUUCUGGUAUGAGUGGAGCCUGGCGCUGGGCCAACAGUGGUUUGGGUUUGAGAUCCGCGAUCGCAGGGUCACCUUCUUUGACGACGGGCGGCGCACGGUUACCGCGAGCACGUGGGACCAGUGCGGGCGCGCGUUCGCGGCGCUGCUGAGCCUGCCUGAGACGGGUGCGUCGCCGGCGCUGGCUGAUUUCAAGGGUGGGAUGCUGCUGGUCGAUAGCUUCCGCGUGUCGCAGCGGGAUAUGCUCGACAGCUUGCACCGCGUGCUGGGGACGUCGGACGCGGACUGGGAGAUCUUGUACGAGCCGGUGGUCAAGCGUGUGCAGGAGGGGAUUGUGCAGAUGAAGCAGGGGGAUCGGCACGGGUUUGCUAAGGCGUUGUAUGGCGACAUCUUUGACGCGACCAACGACGCGAGUGACUACGCCGCGACGCGGAAGACGGCGACGCAGAUCCUGGGGCUGCCGAAGGAGGACCUGGAUGAGGCGACCAAGCGGACGGUGGACAUGGUUCUGAACGACUGGACGCCGUUUUCCGACACGAAGAUGUAGCAUAUUGAAGGGAUCAGUGGUAGCCUAGGGUGGUGGAGGGGUGGCUUUCAAGAUAGAGAUUUCUAGUACAUGUACUGAUAGAUCCGCUAUCAAUCGCUCCUUUAUACUGAGCCAUAGCCGCGUUGGUGUUGACUUAGGAUCGGCGGGCACGUUUAUUUCCGCCCUUCUCGUCAGCGGGCAGCGAGGGUGAGGCUGCUGGCGCCUUUGCGCCACCCUGCUGGUGGAAGGCCGGCUUGCAGCCGGCGGUAUCUAGGGGCUU
Chaetomium fimeti is the source of this 1237-nucleotide messenger RNA. RefSeq lists its product as uncharacterized. Lineage: Eukaryota; Fungi; Ascomycota; Sordariomycetes; Sordariales; Chaetomiaceae. The coding region runs from base 1 to 978 and encodes 325 amino acids. The record is from RefSeq and is a predicted model, not a curated record. The transcript has 2 exons.